This is a messenger RNA of Capsella rubella, 1638 nucleotides long. Its product is annotated as PAP-specific phosphatase HAL2-like. The record is from RefSeq and is a predicted model, not a curated record. Gene Ontology annotation, molecular function: 3'(2'),5'-bisphosphate nucleotidase activity. NCBI's taxonomy places the organism in Eukaryota, Viridiplantae, Streptophyta, Magnoliopsida, Brassicales, Brassicaceae. The transcript has 3 exons. Bases 107 to 1231 code for a protein of 374 amino acids. Gene Ontology annotation, biological process: sulfate assimilation; phosphatidylinositol phosphate biosynthetic process.
ACAAAGGGAGAGGAGAUGAAGCAGUGGAGAGAGAGCAUGUGAAGAAAAACUAAUUUUGAUAAUCUCUUCCUCGGCUCCUCCUCUGCUCCGAUAGAUUUCGCCGGCGAUGGCGGUGGAAUCCUUAGAAAUGGAGAUGGACACGGCGGUGCGUGUUGUCCACCUCGCUUCUUCUCUCUGUGUUAAAGUUCAAGAGAAGCUUCAUCUUCCUAACGGUGCUCACGUCAAGUCUAAAGACGAUGAUUCCCCUGUCACCGUCGCAGAUUUUGGUGUUCAAGCAAUUGUGAGUUGGGUUUUAGCUGAAGUUUUUGGUGAUCAAAACCUUUCCAUUGUCGCUGAAGAAGACACUGAGGCUCUCUCGGAAGCUGAGUCUUUAGGACUUUUAGGAGCUGUCUCGAAUGCUGUUAACGAAGCGUUAUCUGAAGCUCCCAAAUACGGGCUUCCGAAGCCAGUUAAACAGUUGGGAUCGAGUGAAAUCCUUAAGGCUAUUAGUCGAUGUAACUCUGUUGGAGGUCCUAAAGGAAGGCAUUGGGUUCUUGAUCCCGUUGAUGGAACGUUAGGAUUUGUUCGUGGCGAUCAGUACGCUGUUGCUUUAGCUUUGAUAGAGAAUGGUAAAGUUCUGUUGGGUGUUCUAGGAUGUCCUAAUUAUCCGGUUAAGAAAGAAUGCUUAAGUAAUGGUUGUAACCAAGCUAUGAAGAAAAACUCUGUAGCUGGAUCAGUAUCUAAAGGAUGUGUCAUGUAUGCUAAGAAAGGUAGUGGUCAAGCGUGGAUGCAACCGUUAAUCGCUGGAGGAUUCCCUGAAUCUUCAACAACACUCCUUAAGGUUUCCUCAGUCGAUGAUCCGGCUUUAGCUACAGUUUGUGAGCCAGUAGAGAGAGCAAACUCAAACCACCUGUUCACAGCAGGACUUGCCAAUAGCAUGGGAGUUAGAAAACAGCCCUUGCGAGUGUACAGCAUGGUGAAAUACGCAGCGAUUGCUCGUGGAGACGCAGAAGUGUUUAUGAAGUUUGCACAGUCUAGUUACAAAGAGAAGAUAUGGGAUCACGCAGCUGGAGUUGUUAUUGUGGAAGAAGCUGGUGGUGUGGUGACUGACGCAGGAGGUAGAAACUUAGACUUCUCGAAAGGAGUAUACUUGGAAGGUCUUGACAGAGGAAUCAUCGCGUGUUCUGGUCAAGUUUUACAUGAGAAGAUUAUAGGUGCUGUUUAUGCUAGUUGGGAAUCUUCAAGUCUUUGAAAAAAAAAAAAGCUUAUCCCAUAAUCCUCACUUAGUGCAGCAUCAUCGAGCCAACGUCUUCAAAGUAGGUAAACAAGAAAAAAAACUGUUACAGACUAUAGUGUUCAUCUAUUUAGACGGAUUCCGGUUUGAACCGGUUUAUUUUUCCGGUUUAGGGGGAAGAUUCGGUAAACCACACGAUUUACAGUGCGGAGAAGUAAAUAUAGUCGAGGAAGCAGCGGUAAAAAAAAGUAAGAAUCUAUUUAUUUCACCUAUCUAGAGUAAUAAAAGCUGCUACGUUUUCCACAUACCUUAAUUCCCCUAAAAUGGAUGAUAUAAUUUUUUUUUAUCUUCGUCCUGUCAUUUUUUUUUAUCAAAACGCGGAUUAUGUAUGUCGUUUUAUGACAAAAUACAAAAAUUACUACAAA